Messenger RNA from Calypte anna (Anna's hummingbird), 4018 nucleotides. RefSeq names its product interleukin enhancer binding factor 3 (gene ILF3). The transcript is spliced from 18 exons. Gene Ontology annotation, molecular function: double-stranded RNA binding; single-stranded RNA binding. The record is from RefSeq and is a predicted model, not a curated record. The coding region runs from base 210 to 2351 and encodes 713 amino acids. Lineage: Eukaryota; Metazoa; Chordata; Aves; Apodiformes; Trochilidae. Gene Ontology annotation, cellular component: precatalytic spliceosome.
CCCAAGCUCCCCGCAGCCGCCAUCGCGCCCCGCGGACGCUGAGGGAGGAGCAGCGAUUCCCCCCCCCCACACCCCCCUUUCCCCCCUCCCUCACACCGCUUCCCCCCUUCCCUCCCCUCCGCCGAUUCCAGAAGAGCUCGGUCCCCCCGCCACCUUCUUGCUGACAGAAUCUGAACCCAACCCUUUCUGCUCCACACAGAGCAGCAAAAAUGCGCCCCAUGCGGAUUUUUGUCAACGACGACCGCCACGUGAUGGCCAAGCACUCAGCUGUCUACCCCACCCAGGAGGAGCUGGAGGCUGUGCAGAACAUGGUGUCCCACACAGAGAGGGCCCUCAAAGCUGUCUCUGACUGGAUUGAUGAGCAGGAGAAAGUCAGUGGGGAGCAGCCCGAAACAGAGUCCAUGGAGACGGCGGCCGAGGAGGAGAACAAGGAAGGAGGGGAUCAGAAGGCCACGGAGCAGCUGACCCGCACCCUGCGGGGGGUGAUGCGUGUGGGGCUGGUGGCCAAAGGCCUCCUGCUCAAAGGGGACUUGGACCUGGAGCUGGUUCUUCUCUGCAAGGACAAACCCACCUCAGAUCUCCUGGAGAAGGUGGCUGACAACCUGGGAGUCCAGCUGGCUGCAAUCACUGAGGAUAAAUAUGAGAUAAUCCAAUCGGUGGGCGACGCCGCCAUCGUCAUCAAGAACACGAAGGAGCCACCCCUGACGCUCACCAUCCACCUGACAUCCCCCGUGGUCAGGGAGGAGCUGGAGAAGCAGUUGUCUGGAGAAACGCAAUCAGGCACCGACUCCCCGGACGUUCUGGACAGGCAGAAAUGCCUUGCUGCCUUGGCGUCACUGCGGCACGCCAAGUGGUUCCAGGCCAGGGCCAACGGGCUGAAGUCGUGUGUCAUCGUCAUCCGGGUGCUGCGGGAUCUCUGCACUCGAGUUCCCACCUGGGCCCCACUGAGAGGAUGGCCCCUGGAGCUGCUCUGUGAGAAAUCCAUCGGCACCGCCAACCGCCCGAUGGGUGCAGGGGAGGCUCUGCGGCGGGUGCUGGAGUGCUUGGCCUCAGGCAUUGUCAUGCCAGAUGGUUCUGGUAUUUAUGAUCCUUGUGAAAAAGAAGCCACUGAUGCUAUUGGGCAUCUAGACAGACAACAAAGGGAAGAUAUCACACAGAGUGCUCAGCACGCUCUGAGACUUGCUGCUUUUGGUCAGCUCCACAAAGUCUUGGGGAUGGAUCCCCUCCCUUCCAAAAUGCCCAAGAAACCAAAGAACGAGAACCCUGUUGAUUAUACUGUCCAGAUUCCUCCCAGUACAACGUAUGCUGUCACCCCCAUGAAGCGUCCCAUGGAGGAAGAUGGAGAAGAAAAAUCUCCCAGCAAAAAGAAAAAGAAGAUUCAGAAAAAAGGUAUUGAGCUAACAAGAGAGGAAAAGCUGGAACCUCCCCAGGCCAUGAACGCCCUGAUGAAACUAAACCAGUUAAAACCUGGCCUCCAGUACAAACUGGUGUCUCAGACUGGUCCUGUGCACGCUCCCAUCUUCACCAUGUCGGUGGAGAUUGAUGGCAGCACCUUCGAGGCCUCGGGGCCUUCCAAAAAGACAGCCAAGCUCCACGUGGCUGUCAAGGUGUUGCAAGACAUGGGGUUACCCACAGGGGUGGAAGGGAAAGACUCUGGGAAAGGAGAGGAGUCCGCGGAGGAGACGGAGCAGAAACCCGUGGUCGCCUCCCCCCCGCCUGUCGUGGAAGCAGUCAGCACACCCACUGCUGCCUCUCCCCCUGCAGAUCAGACCCCAGAGAACGUGAAGCAACAGGGACCAAUCCUGACAAAACAUGGGAAGAACCCCGUGAUGGAGCUGAACGAGAAGCGGCGCGGGCUGAAGUAUGAACUGAUCUCAGAGACAGGUGGCAGCCACGACAAACGCUUCGUGAUGGAGGUGGAGGUUGAUGGACAGAAGUUCCAAGGAGCUGGUUCCAACAAGAAGGUGGCCAAGGCCUACGCUGCUCUGGCCGCCCUGGAGAAGCUUUUUCCUGAUGCUCCCGUUGCCAUCGAGCAAAACAAGAAGAAAAGAACCCCCGUGCCUACCCGGGGAGGCCCCAAGUUCCCAGUCAAACAGCACAACCCAGGCUUUGGGAUGGGGGGGCCCAUGCACAACGAGGUCCCUCCUCCCCCCAACAUGCGCGGCCGGGGCCGAGGCGGCAACAUGCGGGGCCGGGGCCGAGGCCGGGGGGGAUUCGGUGGCAACCACGGGGGCUACAUGAACGCAGGUGGUGGGUAUGGGAGCUACGGUUACGGAGGGAACUCGGCGACAGCCGGCUACAGUGACUUUUUCACAGACUCCUACGGCUUUCAUGAUUUUGGGGCUUCCUAGAUCAUCUUAAAAAAUAAUAAAAAAAAAAAUUGCACACCCAAAACCAAACCCAAAAAACACCCCAAAAAAGCAACUUUUUACUCCAAUUCUCUCCAACUCCAACCCCCAAAGUGGCCGUGCUGUGUCCCACCCGUGGCUUUUCACCGCUGAAACUCUCUCAGCCUGCAGAACUUGAGACACUUUUUAUCCUCCUUUGCCUUUGAACUCCAUUCUCUUGAUGUACACGAUGAUCCCAGAAGGUUUUUUUGGUGAUUUUUGGUGAUUUCCUCCACUUUUUUUUUGCACAAAUCCCCAAGCUCUGUUCAGCAUGAAGCCAAAACCUCUGGUUUUUUUUUUUUUUUUUCUUUUGUUGUGGGAAGCAUUCCUUAUUUCUCAGAACCCUGCAGUGUUUUAAUCUACCUUUGCCUUAAUUUACAGCCAUUUUUUGGUACAAAAUCCCAGCUUUUUAAUCAAUCCCAGCCCUUGGUUUGACUCCUUGAUCCUGGGAAGACUUUUCUGACGUCCCUGGAAUCUUUUUUUGGGCUUAAAACUUUCUGACCCAAUGUAAUUUGUCAGGUUUUAAUCACUUUUCCUCCUGGCUGGUGGUUCCAGGGGGGUUUCUGAUUGUUCCUGCUCCAAUAAAUACCCAGGUCUUGGGAGGGAGUUGGGGAAUGUGGUUGAAAUUUGGGGGGGAAAGAAGAAAAACCCAUGUGGAUUUAUUGCUGAAGGUGGAAAUGAGAUUUAUUGGGCCAAGAAAAACAACAAAACAGACCCCAAACAUCAUUAUUUCCUGAAAAAUACCAAAAAUGAAAUCACCCCAGGAUCAGAAAUGGUGGAAAAUGUCCCUAAACUCCCAAGUCUUUGGUCCUUUGCUCUUUUUCCCAAACUUCCCUGGAUUUGUGGAGGGCUUGGGCUCCUUUGGGAGGUUCACAUCAACUCCUUCAUGACCAAAACACCAAGAAACCUCCCAGCUAUGAAGCACCAGGCUUAAAACAACCCAAGAAGAGACUUAAUAAUAGUGAUUUUUUUUAUUAUUAUUAUUAUUUUUUGGUGAGAUCAGGGUUUUUUUUUUAUCCCUAAAUCCUCUCCUGAAGGAGGGGGGAAACUUCCCCACCCUUUUUUAAGCAACAUGUUGUGGUCAACUCCUCGUGUGCUUGGAUGGUUCUGAGCUUUGGGAGAAGUGAGAAAAAAAGGAAUCAAGCAGAGUUAAAACUUGAAAAUUCCUGUGAAAUAUUGGCAAAAAAUGGGAAUUCCAGCAGAAAAACGUUCUGCUGCCACCACAGCUGGAGAGGAAUCAGUGAUGGAGCCACCUGAGCUUCUGUGGAAGAGGAACCCAAAAGCUGCGUGCAAGACUUGGACAAGAAUGGCUGAAAUGACCCAAAACUACAAAAAGUAUGAAAAAAGGCCAAAAAAAAAAAAAAAAAAAAGAAAGAAAGACAGAAAAAGGAAGUGCCUUGAGGAGCUGCAGCUCUUCCCAACUCCCCCAGUCCUGGAACUCUGGAAGCCAAGGCCACCAGACUGCAGUUUCUGUCUCCUUUUUAACUCAGUUCUCCUCUUUUCCAGUGCUGUUUUUGUCCUCCCUCUCUUGGUCAGCAGUGAGGGGGUUUAGGGUGAUUUUUAGUGGUUUUUAGGCCUUGAAAUGAGGAUUUUGGGGAUAAAAAGUGUAGAGCUGAGGCUCUUCCUGCCAA